CGGUGAGAGUGUUAUUAUGUCGUCGUCAGCGUCAGCCCAGUCAAAAAUCGAUAUUUUAGAGGAUUUUAGUUGUUUGUCAAUUAAUGUUUGCUUAUUUAGGAGUUUAAAGGCAUUUUAAUAUAUUAGACUAUACCAUUUAAUUAAAGAAAAAUACAAGCCAAGCAUAUCUGAAACACAGAAAGUUACUCAAAUUGGCUAUAAUAGCAGUCGUAUAUUAUUCGUUUUGAGAAAGUGUAAUCGAUUUUGGUUCACAUCGAAUGACCUCAACGACGACUCUGCGGCAAAUCAAAAGGGAGAGGGAGCGAGCUGUAAUUUCCCGCCGCGUCUGUAAUUUGAUGUGUUCCACUCCACUCUUCAUUCGGCGCCGGUCUGCAGCUACCGCGCGCGCGUUUCUCUGUCGCUCCGCUGGUGUGAAGUCCUCUCUCUGUGUGCGCACACUGCGCAGAGCUAUGUAAAUGAAACAACGGUGGGACAACAUGACUAUCCCGAAAGACAUCCCAGAGAAGUGGUUUCCAAUCAUUCUCCCUCUAAAAAGGAAGAAAGAGGGAUUAACCAACACGACAAAAAUAAGAAACGGAGCAGAGGAGGAAAGAAGAGUCCGAGCCAAUGAUAGAGAGUACAAUGAGAAGUUCCAGUAUGCUAACAACUGCAUCAUGACCUCAAAGUACAACAUCAUCACCUUCCUACCAGUCAACCUGUUUGAGCAGUUCCAGGAAGUUGCCAAUACUUACUUCCUGUUUCUUCUCAUACUGCAGUUGAUUCCACAGAUUUCCUCAUUGUCCUGGUUCACCACUAUUGUGCCUUUAGUGCUGGUGCUGAGCAUCACUGCAGUCAAAGAUGCCACCGAUGACUAUUUUCGUCACAAGAGUGACAAACAGGUGAAUAACCGUCAGUCUCAGGUCCUCAUCGGUGGCAUUCUUCAGAAUGAGAAAUGGUUGAAUGUCAGAGUGGGUGACAUCAUCAAACUGGAGAACAAUCAGUUUGUGGCUGCUGACCUGCUCCUGUUGUCCAGCAGUGAACCACAUGGCCUCUGUUACAUUGAAACUGCAGAACUGGAUGGUGAGACCAACAUGAAGGUGCGCCAGUCUCUGUCUGUUACCUCAGAGCUAGGAUAUCCAAAUAACCUGGCCCAGUUUGAUGGAGAAGUGGUGUGUGAGCCUCCAAACAACAAGCUCGAUCGUUUCUGUGGGACUCUGUAUUGGAAAGACUGUAAAUACCCCCUCAGCAACCAGAACAUGCUGCUCCGAGGCUGCGUACUGCGCAACACAGAGAGCUGCUAUGGCCUCGUUAUAUUCGCAGGUCCUGACACCAAGCUGAUGCAGAACAGUGGACGGACUAAGUUCAAGCGGACCAGUAUAGACAGAUUGAUGAAUACACUGGUGCUCUGGAUUUUUGGGUUCCUGGUGUGUAUGGGCGUGAUCUUGGCCAUAGGAAAUGCCGUUUGGGAGAAAGAAGUGGGUGCUCUGUUCCAAAGUUUCCUUCCUUGGGAUCCUCCUGUGGACAACUUCCUGUUCUCAGCCUUCCUGUCCUUCUGGUCCUAUGUCAUCAUCCUCAACACAGUCGUGCCCAUCUCUCUCUAUGUCAGUGUGGAGGUGAUUCGUCUGGGUCAUAGUUACUUCAUUAAUUGGGACCGGCGGAUGUUCUGCAGUCGUAGUAACACAGCAGCAGAGGCCCGGACCACCACACUUAAUGAAGAGCUGGGACAGGUGGAGUACAUCUUCAGUGACAAGACAGGAACCCUCACCCAGAACAUCAUGACCUUCAAAAAGUGCUCCAUCAACGGUCAUACAUAUGGUGAGGUUUUGGAUAUUCUGGGUACACAGCAAAAGAGGGUCCAGCCCCUGGACUUCAGUGCUUGGAACCCUUUAGCAGACCAAGGCUUCUGUUUCUACGACCAGUCUCUGCUAGAGGCAGUGAUGGUGGGAGAACCAGCAGUGCAUGAAUUCUUCCGGGUCUUGUCUCUCUGCCACACUGUCAUGAGCGAAGAGAAGAGCGUAGGAGAGUUGGUGUAUAAGGCUCAAUCUCCAGAUGAAGGGGCGUUAGUAACAGCUGCACGUAACUUUGGCUUUGUCUUCCGCUCUCGCACACCCAGCACAGUCACCACACAAGAGCUCGGCAAAGCGGUCACAUACACGCUCCUCGCCAUCCUGGACUUCAAUAACAUCCGCAAAAGAAUGUCUGUUAUAGUGAGAAAUCCAGAAGGCCGUAUUCGUCUGUACUGUAAGGGGGCGGACACUGUGCUUUUCGAGAGACUUCAUUCUUGCAACCAUGAAAUAAUGAAUAUCACUUCAGAUCAUCUCAACGAGUAUGCAGGUGACGGGUUACGGACGCUCGCAGUGGCCUAUCGGGAUCUGUCUGAGGAGCAGUGGGAGGAGUGGUCAGAGCGUUUCCGUGGAGCUGAUAAGGCCACGGACUGCAGGGACGACCGGCUGGCUGCUGCCUAUGAGGAGAUCGAACAGGACAUGAUGUUGUUGGGAGCCACAGCUGUAGAAGAUAAACUGCAAGAGGGUGUUCCUGAAACCAUUGCCAUUCUCUCCCUGGCAAACAUCAAGGUCUGGGUGCUCACUGGAGACAAACAGGAAACUGCUGUGAAUAUUGGUUAUUCCUGUAAGAUGCUGACGGAUGACAUGACGGAGAUCUUUAUUGUGAAUGGACACACUGUCCAAAGUGUACGCGAAGAACUGAGGAAAGCAAGAACACGAAUGCUGGAGUCAGCACACACCAGAGAUGGAGGGAAGGAAGUUGAAGCUCAGGGAUUGGGUAGUGCAUGUGCCUUUGGAAAUGGAUGUGGAGGUGGUGCUGCUCCUCAGGCUCCGCCCUCCUCAUUAUUGGAGUCAAUCAGUGGAGAGUUUGCCCUCGUCAUCAGUGGACACAGUUUGGCUCAUGCACUGGAAGCAGAUAUGGAGCGUGAGUUUUUGGAGACAGCGUGUGCUUGUCGAGCAGUGAUCUGCUGCAGAGUGACCCCUCUUCAGAAAGCUCUGGUGGUGGAGCUGGUUAAACGGCAUAAGAAGGCUGUCACGCUCGCUAUCGGAGAUGGAGCCAAUGACGUCAGCAUGAUAAAGACGGCUCACAUUGGCGUGGGCAUCAGCGGUCAGGAGGGGAUCCAGGCCGUCCUUGCAUCCGAUUACUCAUUUUCCCAGUUCCGUUUCCUGCAGCGACUUUUGCUGGUACACGGACGCUGGUCCUAUCUGCGCAUGUGCCGUUUUCUCUGUUACUUCUUCUACAAGAACUUUGCCUUCACUAUGGUGCACUUCUGGUUCGGGUUCUUCUGUGGGUUCUCAGCACAGACUGUCUAUGACCAAUACUUCAUCACUCUCUACAAUAUCGUAUACACAUCCCUGCCGGUGUUAGCCAUGGGCAUCUUUGAUCAGGAUGUUCCUGAACAGAGGAGUUUAGAGUAUCCAAAGCUGUAUGAGCCGGGCCAGCUGAACUUGCUGUUCAACAAGCGAGAGUUCUUUAUCUGUAUCGCACAAGGAAUCUACACUUCCGUGGUUCUGUUCUUCAUUCCGUACGGCGUUCUCUCUUACGCCACACAGAGCAAUGGAGUCCCACUGGCAGACUACCAAACUUUUGCAGUAACUACUGCAACGGCCCUUGUCAUCGUUGUCAGCGUCCAAAUUGCUCUGGACACGGGUUAUUGGACUGCUAUAAAUCACUUCUUUAUAUGGGGCUCUUUGGGUACCUACUUCACUAUCCUCUUCGCUAUGCACUCCAGCGUCCUGUUCAGCAUCUUUCCCAAGCAGUUCCAUUUCCUUGGAAGUGCCCACAACACACUCGGACAGCCAGUGGUUUGGUUGACUAUUGCUCUGGCUACCAUCAUCUGCAUUGCUCCAGUGCUUGCGUUCCGCUUUCUCAAACUGGAUCUUAAACCUCAGCUCUCAGAUACCGUGCGCUACACUCAACUUGUGCUGCAGAAAAAGCGGAAGCCUGGUGGGCGUGCGGGUCGUGGAGUGGGCGGUUCAGGAGUAGCCAGUGGCAGUGCUCUUGGUCGCUUGGGAAGAGGUGGAUCCCGACGCUCCGGUUAUGCGUUUGCGCAUCAGGAGGGCUUUGGAGAGCUGAUCACUUCGGGAAAAAAUAUGCGGCUGAGUUCGCUGGCUCUCGCUUCUUUCGCUUCCCGCCACAGCAGCAGUUGGAUCGAUACCCUUCGUAGGAAAAAGCAUGCAAACAGCCCUGGUGUGCAGAACACCCCACCCACCGGAGAUGACAGCGCCGCCUCCUCUCAAGCCUCACCCUUGACCACAGUAAAUGGACGUCAGGACACAGUGGCAGGCGAGGCAGGGCUGCAAUUCAGUGAACACGUCCUCACUCACAGCCCUGAUGAUAUCGCUCUCGGUGUGCUCAGGUGUGCAGACAGAGAGAUGGGAGGAUCUAGUACUGGAACAGUGCAGGAAGCACCGUUUGUGUGGAGGGGUUCUGGAGCUCGUAUCAGUGGUGCAAGCAGCCCUGGACCUCCUCCCAUUGCUGAAGAAACUUCCAGUGGCGAGUGAUAGAUAGAUAAGACCAACUGGAAACCCUCAUGUGAAUGCUCAUGUUUCUGUCUGAGGACAUGACCAGAGAAGACAGCGCCCCAGACAGUUUAGGAGUAAACAUGCUUAAAACACACAUGGAAAUGGAUGCAGAUUUAGUAGACAAACUGUGUAUACAGACAGCACAAAGAGUUUCAUCCCUCACAUUUCCUGUUUUGUUUCCAUUCUCAGAUUUCCUGUCAGUGAGAAGGACAAAUUUGGUGUUAUUUGAGCUGUUUACGACUGAGUUUUUCAUUCUAGCCAAGUUAUCAGACAACAAACCGCUAAAUAGUAUUGUCAAGGCUGAUAUUACAUCACACCUGACUACCAGCUAUAGCUGGUUUACUAAAUACAUAUUACGUUGCACUCAAAUGCACUUUUAGAUUCAUUCUUUUUCAUUUGGAGACAUGAAAAAAGCUCCCAUUUUUAUGCAUUAACAUUUCUCUCAAUAUCUUAGCUUAAAUAUAUCAAUACAUAUCACAAUAUAUAAAUACAUUACACACAGGGCUUGACAUUAACUCCCGCCAAUCCGACAAAUGGUGGAUUUCAGUGUCGUCUAACAGUCACUUCCACUAUCCACUUUGGUGGGUUGAAUUUUCUAGGCCUAUAUAAAUAUACAUUUUUCAAUUGUAGACUUUUAAAAGGCAUCUGAAAUAAACUUAGUGCAUUGUAGUGUUUUUAAAAAUUAUAAAUGUUUCGAUACAUAUCGAUACUAAAAUAUCUGAAACGCUUCCAAUACAAAUUUUCUGCAGAUUUUUCUCAAAACCAGCUGCGCUUUCUCGCUCUCUCUUAAUCUCUCUGACUGCGAGUUGGCACAAAUCUGCUUCUCCUCACCUCAUAUCAUUUGCUCCAGAUGAAUAUUGUUGCUGUUACAGGGCUUAAAUUUCAUUGUGGGAUAGUGCAUCAUUUUACUAAUUCUCGCAGAUUUUCUUCUCGCACCCAAAGUCUGCGCACAUAAAGCUGCCUCUCAGUAACUGCUUAUUGUGCUUAAAAAUUCAAAUACACACAAACUAAUGUCGAAAUGCCUGUCUUGGAGAGUAUCCACGUGAACACAGUUAGUUAUGUUUUAAGUAAACGUAAACAAUUGAGAAAGAAAUUGCACGUGUAUCAGUAUUAGUGCGUUGGGUCUUAAAGUUUAAAGUCUUAAAGCAGCCUAAUAUACCUCCCACUAAAUUAUGAGAGAAUAUUAAAGAUAUCUAUAUAGCAGUUUUUCCCCCAUGGUAACAAUGUCAAAAUUGUGGCCAGUGAAAAUGCUGAGUGGCAGGUAACUUUGGGAAAGCACUAGCCACAGUGGCUGGUAAGCAAAAAAAGUUUUUGUCAAGCCCUGAUUACACAUUACACUUUCAAGUAAUGAUUAUAUAAGUAUUACUGAUAACUAAAGGUUUUAGGUUUUUGUAUUCAAAUUGAGUAGUUCUGUUUCUUUUUCAUUUGAAAUCUCAGUCAGUUCAAGUAUUGUCUUCAUCUCUAUAUAUUGAGGGUGGUUUAUCUUUUCCGUUUUUUUAAUCUCACAGUGACUUUCUUUCUUGUGGUCUCAUACUGUUUGGACAAUUUUGUCAGCAUAUUGUUUUGCUGAGUCAAAAGAUUUUUGUCAGUAAAUCCAUUUCAGAUUGGGCAAGGGAAUGUCUCACGUGCUGAUAGAAAAGGGUGCAAAUUGUCUGUUUUUCCCCACUGCUGAAAAUAGCACUAAGAUUUGUGCGGUUCUGUGUGAUAAAACGCUACAGUUCUCAGUGAGAACGUGACUCUGCCGGAUGGACCCGUUCUUUUUCAUCCAUGUCUUUGCACCAUAUUGGUGCUCCAACCCUGACUACUUGACUAGAAGUCCAAUUCAAACCCAAACUCUGCUCUGCUGGACCCUUGAUGGUCUAGUCAUUUACGCAAUGGUGGUUCAUUGAUCCAGUGGACUGUGAUAACAAAUGUGUCUGGACUUUUUUUUUAAGUUGUAUUAAAAUAAUUCACUGAAGAGUUACCAAAUGGAAUCCACCUUGACCAUUCUGGUCUAAAUGUGGCCUUUACCAGUAUUUGAAUUUAGGUAAUAAGAAUGUAAACGCAAUGGUGUGUGUGUUUUAUUAUGAGAUAGACCAAGAAAGCUGAUGAAGAUGUUUGAAAAGUUAAUAAGCUCCAUACUUCGUCCUGUUCCCUGUAGAAGUUAGGUCUAGCUCUCAUACUGUUAAAUGGGUAACAAUUAUAUGCCUUAAAAGCUAAAUGUGUGAGUGUUCUUUUUUAUGUAAAUCUCUUUCUAUAUCCACACAGAAAAGUAUUUACAUAUAAUUGCAAUUAUAGGUUACUGGCCAAUUCAGAAUAUAGUAGUCUCUUUCAGUGUAAGCCAAAUUAAUGGAAAGGUCCAUAUGACCUGUGAAGUUAACAGUUGAUAACCCUACGGUUGUGAGUGAGCCUAGUGAAAAAUGGAAAAUAGAUUAUUAUUAAAUUAUUUUAAUCAAGUAAAAAAGAAAAACUUUUGUCUAACCAUGUUUAAUUGAUAAAUAAUUUCUAAUGGAAUAGUUUGCACACAAAAAAAAAAAAAAUUGUCUUAAUUUGCUCACCAAAGUUCCAAACUAUGACUUUCACUUUCAAUUGAGUGUCUUGAAAUGUACUGUGAACUUAUCCAUGCAAUGAAUGUGACCUGAAGAUGUAAAACUUCAAAAGGGACACAACACCAUUAAAGUAGCCUACACGAU
Molecule: messenger RNA, 7180 nt
Organism: Pimephales promelas (fathead minnow)
Lineage: Eukaryota; Metazoa; Chordata; Actinopteri; Cypriniformes; Leuciscidae
Gene: atp8b2
Product: ATPase phospholipid transporting 8B2
Biological process (GO): phospholipid translocation; Golgi organization
Cellular component (GO): plasma membrane; trans-Golgi network
Molecular function (GO): magnesium ion binding; ATP hydrolysis activity; ATP binding
Source: RefSeq, a predicted model, not a curated record